UCUCUCUCUCUCUCUCUCUUUCGAAGUAACCCAGCGACCUCUAACUCGGAGGAACCCAAUAUCAAAGUGGUCAGAGAAACCAACCCGGAUUAUGUCCUGGUACUCGAUUAUUCAGGGAGUAUGUCGACCGCUAAUCGAAUGGUCAGACUCCAGUUAGCGGCCCAGCGGUGGUUGCUUCAUGAGGUUCCGUUGUACAGCUCCGUGGCCAUUGUGAGGUUUGACAGUACCGCCUCCCUCCUCGCCCCGCUGACGAAAAUUGAGGGAGAGACAGAGAGGAAGUCACUAGCCAGUCAGAUUCACACCAGUAACAACGGUGGAACGAGCAUCGGCGCCGGACUGAAGAUGGCCGUUGACCUGUUGGAAGGUCGAGCAGACAAGAACGUGUUUCUCAUCACAGACGGAGAGGAAAACGAAGCCCCAAUGGUAGCUGAUGUGAUGGACGAAAUCAUAAGCAAGAAACUGUGUGUUAGCACCCUAGCUCUGGGAGGCAACGCCGCCAAGGACCUCGAGAAGCUGGGGGACCUCACCAAGUGCCCUUCCUACACCGUCAACGACAACGACGUGUCCAACGCCCUCGAGAAUGCCUUCGAGGGCGUCUCCACCCGCCAGCUGUCGGCCAGUCCGGAAGAAUCCUUUAUCAAGAUCGAGGAGACACCGAAGAUCCAAACAGCGGACGCGACCUACGAAGGCUCGUUCCUCGUAGACAGCACCGUCGGCAGGAACCUGACUUUCCGCUUGAAGGCAGAUGCAAAGAGCCACGUGAUAAGCGGACCCACCCUGGUCAAGCCCGACGGCACGAUUCUUCAGGGCGCCGCGGAUUUCGACGACAUCGGGAACGUGUGGACGGUCGUCGUACCUGAUGCGGAGGUUAGGGGGCCGUUCCAGGGGGCUUCUGGCUCGCCUUUCAGAACGAGGAUGAAGGGGAAUGUAGUCCCAGGGAAAGAAGCAGAUAUAGUUGACGUUUCGAUAGCACACCAUUCAUCUUCAGCAAAUUCAUAG
Messenger RNA from Penaeus monodon (black tiger shrimp), 999 nucleotides. Its product is annotated as calcium-activated chloride channel regulator 1-like. The coding region runs from base 121 to 999 and encodes 292 amino acids. Lineage: Eukaryota; Metazoa; Arthropoda; Malacostraca; Decapoda; Penaeidae. The record is from RefSeq and is a predicted model, not a curated record. The transcript has 5 exons.